AUAUAGCUUAGAAUUUUUGAUGAAAAAUUAUUAAAAUAUAUAUUGUAUGUAUUUAUGUUAGUUACAAACUGUACGAGAUAAAUCUAGAUUUGAUUGAGAUUAAUAAUUCAAUUUCCAUUCUAUUACCAAUAUCCGUUCUAAUACGAUUCGACGCAAUAAUUUGUAACAAGAAAAUUAUAGAAUAACUCACUAAAUUUUUUUUCUUUUUUUUUUCUAGAAUCAUAUUCUUUGAUUAUAUCCGAUUUUCCCACAAUUUUAAUCAUAAUUUUUUUUUAUUAUUCUUAAUAUCCUCCAACAUUAAAUAUCUUAAUUAUAACUAAUUAUUUUUGAAUUUCUGUUUAAAAAGAGAGCAAAUAGUAAAGUUAAAGCGCACGUACUAAAUAAAGUCAGAUUUUGUUAUUUAUAUAUUUUUAUCACUUUUUAAUUCACGGAGAAGUCUAUCGCUUUUAGCGUGGUACAUAUAUAUAAAUUUAUCAGAAAUCGACAAUUUCUUAUACAAUUAAUGUGUUCACCAAGAUAAGUAUCGAUAAACGUGCUGCCGGUAUGUAGUACAACCAGCGCAAUCAGCUAGUAGAUUCUAAAAUAGUCACGUGGUCGGUCGCGUCUGUUUACACGUGCGCGUGACACUACCGCAAGUGCCGCAUGUGAUGUGACUAAGAUUUACUCCGUUAAAUUAUUAUGAUAAGAUUUUAAUUUGUUUCAAUAUAAAACAGCUUAUAAUGUAAACGCGCAUGUUUAUCUGCUAGAAUAUUAAAGAAAAACAGUAUUCGGAGUUAGCAACGAGAUGUCAGUAAAAAAAAUGACUAAGCAUGCGAGGUUAUAUGAGAAUGCAUAACGCGUAUGAGAAGAGUGUGAAACGAGGCAGUGUGCCUUGUUUACGUACAGAACUGAAUCUUGCUCUCACGUUGCACGGUGGCCAGAGUUUCAGGUGGACAGCUUGCGACUCUGGGUACAGAGGUAUCUUUAACGGAUGCAUUUGGACUUUGUCCCAGAAUAAAACCCAUCUUUUAUACACUGUGCAAGGACAUUUAAAAGAUUCUGUAAACUAUGAUAACAUUCUGUCCGAGUAUUUUAGGCUGUCAGUAUCAUUACGGGAACAUUAUAAAGAAUGGGCAGAAGCAGAUGCACAUUUUCAAAGGUGUUUAAAUGAAAAUAAUGCUGUCCGAAUACUGAAGCAAGACAUUGUAGAGAAUUUGUUCUCAUUUAUCUGUAGCUCUAAUAAUAAUAUAUCAAGGAUAUCAAAUAUGGUUGAAAAAUUGUGUUCAUUAUUUGGCCGUAAGAUAUGUUCGAUUGAAGACAGAGAAUAUUAUGAUUUUCCAACGAUAGAAGUUUUGAAGGAAAAAAAUGUAGAAAGUAUAUUAAAAAGAGAAAAAUUCGGCUAUCGUGCUGCAUAUAUAGUUAAUGCGGCAGAACGUUUAUCAGCAUUGGGUGGAAAGGACUGGCUCCUAAAUCUACAAAGGGAGAAUGUUUCUUAUCGCGCUGCCAGAGAACAAUUGAUGACUCUGCCAGGAAUUGGUCCUAAAGUUGCCGAUUGCAUAUGUUUAAUGUCACUAGAUCAUUUAGAUGCUAUACCUGUUGAUACUCAUAUUUUUCAAAUAGCACAGGCAAAUUAUUUACCGCAUUUAAAGAAGCAAAAAACAGUUACACCGAAAAUUCAUACUGAAGUAAGCAAUUAUUUACGAGAAUUGUGGGGCCCAUUAGCUGGAUGGGCACAAGCUAUUGUAUUUUCUACAAAAAUCAAUAUUAAAUCUAAAUCAAUUGAAAAGCAAAAACGCAAAAACAGCGAUAAUAAAAAUUUGCAAGCAAAAACAUUUAAAGUGAUAUGAUCAUUAUGAAAUUGUCAUGUUUAUUUUAACAAAUAAUUAGGUUAUGCAAAACAAUUUUAUCUAAUAAAUCUGUAAAAAAAAAA
Molecule: messenger RNA, 1909 nt
Organism: Wasmannia auropunctata (little fire ant)
Lineage: Eukaryota; Metazoa; Arthropoda; Insecta; Hymenoptera; Formicidae
Gene: Ogg1
Product: N-glycosylase/DNA lyase
Exons: 3
Coding region: 810-1826 (338 amino acids)
Biological process (GO): base-excision repair, AP site formation; base-excision repair; nucleotide-excision repair
Cellular component (GO): nucleus
Molecular function (GO): 8-oxo-7,8-dihydroguanine DNA N-glycosylase activity; damaged DNA binding
Source: RefSeq, a predicted model, not a curated record